Molecule: messenger RNA, 664 nt
Organism: Brassica oleracea var. oleracea
Lineage: Eukaryota; Viridiplantae; Streptophyta; Magnoliopsida; Brassicales; Brassicaceae
Product: cell wall / vacuolar inhibitor of fructosidase 1
Exons: 1
Coding region: 84-635 (183 amino acids)
Biological process (GO): negative regulation of catalytic activity
Molecular function (GO): enzyme inhibitor activity
Source: RefSeq, a predicted model, not a curated record
CAGCUAGUUAAUAAUAGCACUCACAACAACACACACCUCUUAUUCUAUUUGCACAUCAACUUUCUUCUCACACAACUCGGACAAUGAAGAACUCCUCCGCCGUCACAUCACCACCGUCUCUCUCCCUCUUCCUCCUCUUGCUCCAACCGUUUCUAGCUCAAUCCUCCGAUGACCUGAUCGACACAAUCUGCAAAGCGACACCAUUCUUUGACCUCUGUGAAGCUUCUCUCCGCUCUCUCUCUCCCUCACCUCCAGAUACAAAGUCUAUAGCUUCCGCAAUGGCCAACGUUGUGCUCGGAAACAUGACCGAUACCUUAGGAUAUAUCCAAUCACUCAUCAGACAUUCUCAAGAUCCGCCCGCGGAGCGAGCGCUGGCUCAGUGCGCCGAGGUGUACCGGCCGGUGGUCCGGUUCAACAUUCCUCAGGCCAUCGAAGCAAUGGGGCGAGGGGAAUUCGGAUUCGCAAUGUAUGUCCUCGGAGACGCUCAGAAACAGUCUGAUUCUUGUCAGAAAUGGAUCAAUAGUGCCGGCGCCGACGAUGAAAGCUCGGUACCUCUUACGGCUAGAAACAAGCUGGUUAAGAAUCUUUGUGACGUGGCGAUAUCUGUGAUUAAGUCUCUAAUGAAUGGUCGUUAAGAAUCUUUGUGUCUGUUGAAAAUAAUAAU